AAAAGAUCACAUUGUUUUUCAUUUGAGGAUAUGAGCUAAAUCCAAAAAUAUGGCAACAGCUCUUCUCUCAUCUCCUCCAUUGCCUUCUAUCCUUCCAACUCCCUUAAAGAACCAGAACAAGAUUGUGUGGAAGCAAAAGAAAUGUGGUAAAAUCAGGUCAUGUUCAGAGUUUUCCAAAGAACCCACUUUGCAGUAUGGGGUUUCAAGAAGGGACUUGACUUUCAUUGCUCUUUCUUCUUCACUAAAUCUAAUUUUCCCAUUUUCAGGUUUUAGUGCUGAAGAAGAGUUGAAAAUGGGUUCAACUGUCGAUGACAUAAAUGCCUAUUCCUACUUGUAUCCUAUAGAAAUGCCUUCGAAGAAGUUUGUCUUCAAAUGGGUGGAAACCAGAAAAUCAGAGCGUUAUUCAUCGGCUGCGCCACUAUCACCUGAUGCACGCCUUCGCAUUGUGUCUGAACGAGUUGACAUCAUUGAUAAUCUCAUCAUUUCUGUUUCGAUAGGUCCUCCCAACACACAGUUCUUAAAGUCAAAGGAGAAAAGUACAUGGAGUGCAAAAGAUGUUGCUGAUUCUGUUUUGGCUGAUAAAUCUGCUUUGCGUGUAACUUCAACUCAGCGAUUGGCUGAAAGUUCACUUAUUGAUGCACAUGCUUCUGAAAUUGAUGGUGAGCCCUAUUGGUACUAUGAAUACCUUGUUCGGAAAUCACCAACCAAAACAUCUCAAGGAUCAAAUCUUUUCCGCCACUAUGUUGCUGCAACAGCUGAACGAGAUGGUUAUUUGUAUACUCUUAGCGCUUCCACUCUUGGCAAGCAAUGGGAAAAAAUGGGGCCCUCCUUAGAAAAGACAGUGGCAUCUUUUCGACUUCUUCCUCCCACAGAAAGCUAUGUCCCUCCGUACAAAGAUCCGUGGAGGUUUUGGUGAUCGCAUUUCAAAGUGUGGCUAGGAUUAAUAUUUUGUCUCCUGAUAGCAAAGAGAGAGAUCCAAAUGUGGUUUGCAAAUGAGAAACAACAUUGCAAUUCUUUUUUAUUUGAUGUGGAAACUAUACUUCAAGCUGAGCUCGAACUUGCAACCAGACACUGCUAAGCAAUUUUGACACGAAACUCGUGCUAAAUGCCAACACAGCUGCUACACGUUUGUGAGACAACAUUGCAAUUCUUGAAUGCAAUUUUUGGUGCAAUAUUUGCUACAUAUUCUUUUAAGGGCUCUUUGCCUGCCAAUAGUCAUCUCCAGGCUUGAAUUUUCUGCAAAAUGCAGCUAUGGGUUUUUAGGUGACUCUUGUGCUUUUGGACGGGAAGAUCUUCUCAUGAAGAGUUUGAGUAACUGUUGUAAUAUAGAGAUGAUAUUGGAGGACUUGUUAG
Lycium ferocissimum is the source of this 1353-nucleotide messenger RNA. Its product is annotated as psbP domain-containing protein 5, chloroplastic. The transcript has 11 exons. Gene Ontology annotation, molecular function: calcium ion binding. Gene Ontology annotation, cellular component: photosystem II oxygen evolving complex; extrinsic component of membrane; photosystem II. Gene Ontology annotation, biological process: photosynthesis. The coding region runs from base 50 to 916 and encodes 288 amino acids. NCBI's taxonomy places the organism in Eukaryota, Viridiplantae, Streptophyta, Magnoliopsida, Solanales, Solanaceae. The record is from RefSeq and is a predicted model, not a curated record.